GACAACGAGAACGAGAACGAGAACUAGAACGAGAACAACAACGAGAACGACAAAACAACAUCAUCAUCCACAGCAGCGGCAUCAGCAGGAGCAACAGGAGGUGCAGCUGCUACACCAGCGACAAUAACCACAAAAAAAAUCAAAAAAUACGUAUAAAGAAAACUGACUUGUUAAAUCAUUUACAGCGUACGGAAGUGAAAUGAAAUUUAAAUAAAAGGAUAGUUACCAUUGCUACAAUACAUUGUAUGCAAUACGCGCUUUUUCCUUUCAUAAAAAAAUGCGUUAUGAGAAUAUCAGGUUGUGAUUUCGAGCCAUAAACAAUAUAUUUUAUAAAACAACAAAGGAAUAAGAACGGUAUAAAUAGUUCACAUGAUCUGUUUGUUAAUGCUUAAAUGCGCAGAAAACAAAAGGAAUACAUUGAUUCAAUCAGGGCCCGUUAUAAGUUUCUUUAAAUCAAAAUCAUUUGGUCUAAACAACUUGUGAGUUUUGAAUUCUCAAUAUAUUGUACCAGUAUGUUUAAAAAAGUAAAUUGUUAAAAAAGCUAACUUUUAAAAUUGUGGAUAACAAUUUUUUUUCAAAAAAAAAUAUGUUAUGGUGAUUUGUUCUUAUCACGUCAGUAACUAUAGCCAAACAUAUUUAAUUUUUAAUUCUCAUGUUUAAUUUUACUAACAGAAGAACACACAAGACGUGUAUAUGGCUACACUGUUUGUAAAAAUAGAAGAUUGAAUACAAUUAUAUAUUUCUAGGAGUUUAAAAAUGCUCAUGUUUAAAUUUGGACUGUACAUGUCUUUUAGUUCUAAAUACCAAACUAAAAUUAAUAACAUAUUAAGCUGAAAAUAUCAGAAGAACGAGAAAAAUGAAUCAACCCAAUGAAACGAUUUGCAACUGCAGUAAUGAAAGAAUCUCAGAAAUUGUAGCAGAUGCUCUUAAUAGUAGCGACGCUGGGGACGCUACAUGGAUUCUAACAAGUGCCUUUAUUAUAUUCACCAUGCAAAGUGGCUUUGGAUUGCUUGAAGCUGGUUCUUGUUCUGCUAAAAACGAAAGCAACAUUAUGAUGAAAAACGCCAUUGAUGUUGUUUUUGGUGCAUUGGGAUACUGGAUUUGUGGAUUUGGCUUAAGCUUUGGACAUGGUGAUAACAAUAAUGGAUUUGCUGGAGCAGGUGCGUUUUUGACAGAUUCUACUAAUGAAAACAUGGGACAUUUAUUUGCAAAGUACUUCUUUCAACUUUCGUUCGCGACAACAGCAACUACUAUAGUGUCCGGUGCAAUGGCUGAAAGAACGAACUUCAAAGCAUAUAUGCUGUUUUCAUUUCUCAAUAUGUUUUCGUAUGUCUUUCCUGCACAUUGGAUUUGGGAUAACCAUGGAUUUUUGUAUGAGCUUGGAGCUGUUGAUGUUGCAGGUUGUGGACCUGUUCAUUUGAUAGGUGGAACAGCCGCCCUGGUUGCAACAAUCAUGUUAAAACCAAGACACAAACGAUUUGAUAAGGAUGUAAAGAAUGACUACCAAUGCUCUUCACCAGUUAACAUAAUUCUUGUCCUAUUUAUGUUGUGGUGGGGUUGGCUUGGAUUUAACUGUGGUUCCACCUUUGGUGUAAGUGGAGGAAAGUGGAAGUUAGCGACCAGAGCUGCUGUGGUGACGGUGAAUAGUUCUGUAGGAGGAGGCUUGUUUUCAGUCUUGUACUGUUACGUUCUUACCAAUAAGUUUGAUCGAAAACUUAAUAUUGGAACGUUUUGUAAUGGAGUUUUAGGUGGAUUAGUCUCUAUCACUGCCAUAUGUGCCAUCUGCAGGCCUUGGGAGGCGUUAAUUAUAGGUUUUGUUGGCGGCUCAAUAACGUGUUAUGGAUCUGUGUUUCUGGAGUGGUGUAAAGUCGACGACCCUGUUUCGUGUAUACCCGUGCAUGGUUUUGCAUCUAUUUGGGGACUGAUAUCUGUAGGGCUCUUCGGUGAAAGGGACGAGAUCGAAAAUUUGAAUGGACGUCCAGGAUUAUUUAAAGGGGGCGGGGCGGAGUUACUGGGCUAUCAAAUGUUAGCUGCUGUAUGUUUCUGCGCAUGGGCUGCUGUAACAACAGCAUUAGAGGUAAAAAUUUUUAUUUCCUCUAAAUUUUUGUACAUAUUUAAAAUAAAUUCAACUUCUCCCAAACACGAAAAAAGCGAAUUUUGAAUUACUUCAAGGGUAUGCAUUGUACUCUACUGUACUCCAUUCACAUGGACACAUGUUUUAGAACACGACUAAAAAAUGUUAAAUCCUUUAUGAUUAUUGCGUAAGCAGUCAUUUUUACUCUAAAAUAAAAUUUCUCGAAUUAUUUUACAUUUCCUGAUUUUUAUCACUGGUAUUAAGUUACGUGA
Hydractinia symbiolongicarpus is the source of this 2346-nucleotide messenger RNA. RefSeq names its product putative ammonium transporter 3. Gene Ontology annotation, cellular component: membrane. Lineage: Eukaryota; Metazoa; Cnidaria; Hydrozoa; Anthoathecata; Hydractiniidae. Gene Ontology annotation, biological process: ammonium homeostasis; ammonium transmembrane transport. The transcript is spliced from 5 exons. Gene Ontology annotation, molecular function: ammonium channel activity. The record is from RefSeq and is a predicted model, not a curated record. The coding region runs from base 857 to 2161 and encodes 434 amino acids.